GCGCUGCAAAAUUGCAGAAUGAGACCCUCACGAAAAUCCAUGCAUGUGAACCACCCUAAGUCCACUAUGGGGAUUUGGAUGAAGCGAAAUUUGGAUUACAUGCGGAUUAAGAGGAUCCACGUAGGUGGGAUCCUAGAUCCAUAUGAGUCCCCAUGUAGACAAGUCCACCGUUGGUACAGACUACGCUACGUAGUCUAUGCCACGUAUUCAACCAAGUUCACUCGCUGGACUGGAGUCAUGACUGUGAAACUUCUCUCCUCCCUAGCAAGCAAGCCGGUGGUCCUCGGUGCCAUUUCCUUCAUCUUUUUACAUGGUGUGACUUCAACUGAUUUUGUGGCUCAUCAUGCUGUACAUUUGGGCGAGAAAUAUGAGAACAUCACCUUAGAAACGAAAGAAGCCGAAAGAAGAAGAAACGAAAGAAGAAGAAACGAAAGUGUCAGAAUUUGCGGCAUUCGAUGCGUUCUACCGACGCCUCCCUGCUAUGCCUUCAACUAUCGCGAAUCCGAUGGUUCAUGCCAGCUGGUUUCCAAUGAGACAAGUGGCCUUGUGGAAUCUGACGGAUUUAUUGCUUAUGUUCAAAGACUGUGCCUGACGGAGCAUCCCACGAUUCAGAACGCCGAGGUAUCCUUUGAGCAUUGGAGCGGGAAGUUCCCAGCUCCACCGGGUGGAAAGGUGAUUCUCAGAUGUCAGCAUCCCACAGGAUUCUCCGAUGGCUCUCAACUCCACACGGCUGAAUGCGCUUCUGCGUCACCUGAUACUUGGUGGAGCUCCUUCAAAGAGGGCACCAUUUCCUGCUCAUAUAGGGGUAAGACGCUGUAUAAGUAUCCGGAGUGCCGUUUGACAGAGAAGGGAAGAGAAUACAUCGGGAAGGUAAGUGAGACGGAAUCAGGAAAGGAGUGCCUGAGAUGGGACUCUAAGGAUUUCGGAACACCCAAUGACUCUCUCGCAAACGUUACAUUUUCUGAGCACUUUUCCAACCUGGAUACCUGGUCUCACAAGAACUACUGCCGCAACCCAUAUGGAAAGGAGAGGCCAUGGUGUUUCAUCAUGGACGAAGGUACAGAAUGGGAAUACUGUGACAUCCCCAUGUGCACAAAUGAGGAUCCUCCAGAGUGCAAGGUAACUCAACAGGGCGGUGAAUACAUUGGAAGAAUGAACGUGAGCCAUUCAGGGUUCGCGUGCAAAGCAUGGAUGGAACCUUGGAGAAGAACAAUCACGGGAAACGAGACAUUCUUCCUACCGGCAUUUCCGGAUUACGGAGAAACUGGGGAGUCGCACAACUUCUGUCGUAACCCUGAUGGCGAUGCUGCUCCUUGGUGUGUCAUUAAAGGUGAAGAUCUUGACAAAGAAUACUGUGACAUCCCCUUCUGCAAGGUCCGAGAAGUUCAAGGUGGGUCCAAGGGGAAUGUAUAUCCCGAAUGCAGACUGACAGAGAAAGGAAAGGAAUAUGUGGGGACCAAAAGUGUGACCGAGACGGGAAAGCCUUGUGUGGAUUGGGAAAAAAAUCAGUAUGGUAUGCCGUGGGAUUUCUUCAACCAGGAAAUGGGAUAUUCGGAUCACUUCAUCUAUGCAGACCCAACAAUCCACAAAAAUUACUGCCGGAACCAUGCUCUGUACAGGGAAAAGCCUUGGUGCUUCGUCUCUGAACCAGACAUCGAGUGGGAAUACUGCGACAUUCCCUUAUGUCAUUAUCUUGAACCGCCCGAAUGCAAAUUGACACCAAGAGGCGGUGAGUAUGUCGGAAGGAGGAAUACGACCAUAUCGGGAUUUCGAUGCCAACAUUGGCUUAGUGUAUAUCCUCAUUCUCACGAAAAGAUUAAGGAAUAUCUAUCGGCAUUUCCUGACGAAAUUGACGGGAGACACAAUUUUUGCCGCAACCCUGAUAACACCGCCCAUGGUCCAUGGUGCUAUUUGAAGGAAUUUGAGCAUCGCUGGGAGUACUGUGAUGUUCCCUUUUGUCCCCGGACAGAAGGAGAACGAUGCGAUAUUCGUGUCUCGGGAGAAUGCAUGAGUCCAUUGCAGUGCAAGAAAAACACAGGAGGUCUCGCGUAUAUUGGAACGAAGAAUGUCACGAAUUCAGGCAAUCCUUGCCAGCUGUGGAUGAGCAUUUUACCAAAUGACAUAUCGGAGAGAGAUUCGUUCCUUGCACGAGAAUUAUUCCCGGACGACUUGCAUCCUUCUCACAACUUUUGUCGGAAUCCUGGCAACAAUCCGGAGGGGCCUUGGUGUUUUAACGGAGCUAGUAGGGAUCUAGAUUGGGAAUUUUGUGACAUCGAAUUCUGCUGA
Molecule: messenger RNA, 2286 nt
Organism: Darwinula stevensoni
Lineage: Eukaryota; Metazoa; Arthropoda; Ostracoda; Podocopida; Darwinulidae
Source: the annotation of a GenBank genome assembly